AAAAAAAAAAAAAGAAAAAAAGACCCCCAUGUCUGGUUAGUUGGACGAUAUGGGCGCUGGAAUGAUUGCCCCUCUUCUUGUGUUUGCUUGGUUAUGAGCUGGAAUAGAAAAAGCUAUCAGUGCUUCACCCAUCAUUGGUUUUUACAAGAUGAUGAUCCCACCUCCCGCUCCGUCGCUAUCCAGCGUCACCGACUACUACCCAUCCUCCACCACUCUAUCUACCUCGUCCGUGGAUACAGGACUCGCCUCCGAUCUCGCCAGACACGAUAUCCUCGAAGACGACGGCAAUGGGGUCCUCGUCGUGCCUCAGACCCAAUCUCCAAGUGAGAGCCAGUCCUUUAUCCAAACCCCGGCGCCUAGGAUCUCAAAUACCCGUCCGAUCUUCUAUUCGCCACGCGCUUAUUACGAUUACGAUGACUACGAUAACGCAACCAACAACUACAAUUACAACUACGCCUGUCUCUUCCACGUCCUAAACUGCCACGAGACAUUCACCGACAUCGACCACUGGAAAACUCAUGUGCUGAGCCACUUCCGCACGCACCAGCCGCCUCCAACAGCGCGCUGCCCUAUCUGUCCCACAAUCACCUCAUUUACCUCUCCCACCACAAACACCCCCAAUAACAUCUUCACAGACACUCCCCACAUCCGCGCCUGGGACGCCCUCCUCGACCACAUCGACACAGCCCACUACCAGCACGGCCACACUCUAGCCAACACCCGCCCGGAUUUUGAGCUCCUGCGCUACCUGUUUCGGCUGCGCAUUAUCAGCGAGGAGCAGUUUAAGUUGGUGCAGGUGGUGCCGGGGGCGGGGAGUCCGGGGUAUCAGCGGGGGAUAGAACCUGCGAGGGCGAGGAUGGGAAGCGCGGAGGAACCGUUUUGUGCGUCUUAUAGUAGAAGGAGGGAGAGGAGGAUGACGGAGGAGAGGAGGAGGGGAUGGGGUGUUGCUUAAGUUAUCUUCCCCGGUUGUGAUUAUGGUAUGUCGGAGUACAAGUAGAUCGAUGUGAAGUUGUGAACUAUGGUGAGAUGAGACGGGAGUUCAUGUAUU
This is a messenger RNA of Aspergillus glaucus CBS 516.65, 1048 nucleotides long. RefSeq lists its product as uncharacterized. Bases 149 to 952 code for a protein of 267 amino acids. The record is from RefSeq and is a predicted model, not a curated record. Lineage: Eukaryota; Fungi; Ascomycota; Eurotiomycetes; Eurotiales; Aspergillaceae. The transcript is spliced from 2 exons.